AUGCUAUCCCACCACCCGCUCAUCACGGCCUCAGACAGGCUCUACUUCGCCUAUGCGAGCAACCUCAGCCCAGAGAAGAUGGCCCACCGCUGCCCGGACAGCAUCUUCCUCGGCAAGGCGACCCUGCGCGGGCACAGGUGGCAGAUCAACGAGCGCGGCGUGGCCAACGUCGUCCGGACGGGCAGGCAGCGCGACGCGGUCGAGGGCCUGGUCUACGCCAUCAGCCCCAGCGACGAGGAGCGCCUCGACCGCUACGAGGGCGUGUCGAAAGAACUGUACGAGAAGGUUGAAGCCAAAGUCGACUUCGAAUCCGUGCGGGAAAAUGUCUUUGCGCGGUGUACCUCGGCCAGCGUGGCCAAGGCCGUCAGGGAGGAGCGGGAGAGCGCCGCGGGCGGGGACCGCCGGGUGCGGUCCUGGGAUGAGCGGCGCCCGCGCCGGGACCUCAGUCCUCGUGGUCGUCGGCGGGCCAGCGGGGGCUCCGCCGCCACCGGGGGCUUGACGAGCUCUAUCCUGGGGCUUCUCGGCGUCCCUAGGAAGGCGGAUCGCACCGUUUCACCGCCGCCUGCCAGAGUUCGCAGGGGGCGUGAGAGGGAGCGCUCGCGCGACGAAGUGCGGGCGGGGAGGACUGUACCUAAACCGGUCAUAGCCUUGGUUUAUGCCAGCACUCUUUAUUCGCGCGACGGCGACGUCAGAGAGAGAUACGUGCCGCGCAUGGAACGGGCCAUGGAUGACGCGGUGGCCUUGGGUGUGUCAAGAGACUUCAUCGACAGGCACAUAGCGCCCCAGGUCUGGAGGUCCCAAUCGUCUUGGAAAUCAUCUUGGCGAAUGUCAUUGCCAGGAGUCGAGGGCCUAGGAGCGGGUCGGCGGGUGACGGAGAUUGCGAGCAAGAGGAGUGUGUCUCAAUCUGACGGGUCGGGCCGGCGUGGCCGGCGUGAAAGCGUUGUUUCGGAUAGACAUAGGGAUUACUAG
Messenger RNA from Diaporthe amygdali, 969 nucleotides. RefSeq names its product ig2 family protein. The transcript has a single exon. The record is from RefSeq and is a predicted model, not a curated record. Lineage: Eukaryota; Fungi; Ascomycota; Sordariomycetes; Diaporthales; Diaporthaceae. Bases 1 to 969 code for a protein of 322 amino acids. Gene Ontology annotation, molecular function: gamma-glutamylcyclotransferase activity.